This is a messenger RNA of Papaver somniferum (opium poppy), 1140 nucleotides long. Its product is annotated as PHD finger-like domain-containing protein 5B. Gene Ontology annotation, cellular component: precatalytic spliceosome; catalytic step 2 spliceosome; U12-type spliceosomal complex. Lineage: Eukaryota; Viridiplantae; Streptophyta; Magnoliopsida; Ranunculales; Papaveraceae. The transcript is spliced from 2 exons. The record is from RefSeq and is a predicted model, not a curated record. Gene Ontology annotation, biological process: mRNA splicing, via spliceosome. The coding region runs from base 217 to 549 and encodes 110 amino acids.
CCCACGGGAUUAGCUCCAAUAUAAAGCACACGCUGCAACGUUUUAAGAUCUACUGGUAACAAACCAGAAGGCAGCUAACCAUUCUCUCGUUCAAGCAUCAAGAGUCUUCUCUCUCCAACAGUUCUCUCCACUUCUGAGGUUGGGUUUGGGGUUUUUGUUGCAACCAGACUCGAGUUUGAUUUCAGUUGAUAUAUAUAAGCUAGUGACAAAGGAAGCAUGGCCAAGCAUCAUCCUGAUUUGAUUAUGUGCAGGAAGCAGCCUGGGAUUGCGAUUGGUCGGUUGUGUGAGAAGUGCGAUGGGAAGUGUGUGAUAUGUGAUUCAUAUGUGCGUCCCUGCACACUUGUUCGGGCAUGCGAUGAAUGCAACUAUGGGUCGUUCCAGGGUCGGUGUGUGAUUUGCGGAGGUGUGGGUAUCUCUGAUGCCUAUUACUGCAAAGAGUGUACUCAGCAGGAGAAGGACCGUGAUGGCUGUCCAAAGAUUGUUAACUUGGGCAGUGCUAAAACUGAUCUCUUCUAUGAGCGCAAGAAAUAUGGAUUUAAGCAGAGAUAGAGAGUAUAUUGUUGGGGAAUUCUUUUGUCUGUUAACUAUGUUUUGUAUUACUUAUAUUAUGGUGUUCAAACUUCUAUCUAAUACUCAAUCACUCUACUGGUAAACAUUUUAAUGGGUUUUCAGUAUUUUGAGAAUUGUUGGUUCAUUACUGCUGUUAUAUUUUCGUUCAUCUUUGUCCCAGCAUAUGCAUAGCCGUUCCUUGAUUUCAAUGCUUUUGAUGCGGAGUUACUUUAUACAGUUAAGAACUGCAAAAAUAUUUAUGUUUUUUGUUUCGAUAUUUUCGUGGGGUUUUGAUUCUCUCUGACUGUUCCAACAGGUGCAUAUUGGUUCCUUGGUUUCAUCGCUUUCCAACGAUGCGGGGUUGCUCAACGCAGAUGUGGUAAUAAAAAUCAAUGAGGGUUUUGAUUCUUUCGUGUCUAUUCAUUUAGUAAAACUGAUCUCUUCUAUGAGCGCAAGAAUUAUGGAUUUAAGCAGAGAUACCGAGUUUAUUGUUGGGGAAUUGUUCCAUCUGUGAACGAUGUUAUGUAUUACUUAUGGUGUUCAAACUUCUAUCUAAUACUGAAUCACUCUACUUAUGGUGUUCUUCUAUAA